GCCAACGACAGUUUCAACGGAGGAAUGUGACCAGGACGUAAACAGAAUUUUGAUGCUUUGUUAUCUGGACCUCGGAACUCAGCGCAGCCCGUGUUUGCCGUCACGUUGUCUACAGUCAUGUUAACAACUUAGUUCAAUCGUGCCAUUGCGUGGAUCCUACUCGCCUCUCCGUUGUGUUCAGUGUUUGAUAGCAUUGAUGACUGGAACUCUGGAACAAUGACCAAAGACAUUGUUGUUGGAGAUGAGCUACCGGACUGGGUGGGGGCCAAGGAGUUCUACCAGAAAUAUGACCCCAAAGAGGUGAUAGGGAGGGGUGUGAGCAGUGUGGUGCGUCGGUGUGUACAUAGACACACAGGGCAGGAGUUGGCGGUGAAGAUUAUCGAAAUCACAGCGGAGAAGAUGACGGCACAACAGCUGAACGAAGUGAAAACCUCUACAAUGAAGGAGAUUCAUGUUCUCAACACAGUGAAAGGACAUUCCUCAAUCAUCACGCUCAUCGAUUCCUACGAAUCCACAACAUUCAUUUUUUUGGUGUUUGACCUCAUGAGACGGGGAGAGCUGUUCGACUACCUCACAGAAAAGGUUACUCUGAAUGAGAAGGAAACAAGAUGCAUGAUGCGAGCUCUGCUGGAGGCGGUCCAGUACCUGCACUCUCUCAACAUCGUCCACCGUGAUCUCAAACCUGAGAAUAUUCUGUUGGAUGAUCAAGGGCACAUCAAACUCUCAGAUUUUGGGUUCUCUGUGCAGUUGCAGCCAGGACAAAAGUUGAGAGAACUUUGUGGCACACCUGGCUAUCUGGCACCUGAAAUACUGAAAUGCUCCAUGGACGAGACACAUCCUGGUUAUGGCAAAGAAGUCGAUCUCUGGGCCUGUGGCGUGAUCCUCUUCACCUUAUUGGCCGGUUCGCCUCCGUUCUGGCAUCGCAAACAAAUGCUGAUGCUGAGGAUGAUUAUGGAGGGUCGCUACCAGUUCAACUCUCCAGAAUGGGACGACCGGUCUGACACUGUGAAAGAUCUGAUUACCCGACUCCUGGUUGUGGAGCCAGCAGUCCGCCUCACUGCAGAACAAGCCUUGUCACAUCCUUUCUUCAGAAUCUACCAGAAGGAAGAGGUGCGGCUCUUCAGCCCCAGGAAGACAUUCAGGGUCUGGAUCCUGGCUGUGAUGGCUUGUAUCCGCAUGUACAGUCGCUAUCGCAGAGUUCGGCCACUGACUCGUGAGGUUCUCGCCAGAGACCCCUACUCUCUCCGGGGUGUCCGCAAACUCAUUGACGGAUGUGCCUUCCGAAUAUACGGACACUGGGUGAAGAAAGGAGAGCAGCAGAACAGAGCUGCUCUCUUUCAGAACACAGCUAAGAUCAUGCUGCUGGAGCUGGAGGACUUUGAAACGUAAAUCACCUCAUUCUUCAUUGGGAUGCCACUGUUAGUGUGGUGCGAUCAAGUUAGUGGGUCUAGGUUGAAGAAAUUCAGGGACCAGGACUGCUGUACGGAUGGCAUGUCUGACUUAGCAUGCAUGAAGUCCUGUUUGCCUUCCAGGGUGCAUCUUUGUCUUCUGGAACUCAUAAGAGAUUAUUUUGUUUGUGACACUUGUGUCUUGAAUUAUCAAGAUGUUUACGAUGUAUAUUUAGUAUUAUAAUGUGGAUAUGCAUUUGAAAUACUGUGAUCAUUUAUAAUUACGAUUAUAUAUAUAUAUAAGUAUUAUAUCAGAAUGAAUGACUGUAUUAUCAGGUAUGCAGUGGUUGUAGGACACUGCUGCAGCUCCAUGUUACUAUAAACCUGCACAUGUUUUUGAAAAUCAGCUGCGACUGCUGCGAAGACAUUGGAACAAAAAUAACCACUAUUCCCCACUUGCACCAUAAAUUAACUUCAUCAAGUACAUUCAACAUAAAUAACAUACAUUCAUGUUAUGGUGUGGAAUUUAACAUGGUGAAUAAAGACAUUGAACUGAAUAAAACUGUUCACUC
This is a messenger RNA of Synchiropus splendidus (mandarinfish), 1960 nucleotides long. RefSeq names its product phosphorylase kinase, gamma 2 (testis) (gene phkg2). The transcript has 10 exons. Gene Ontology annotation, molecular function: ATP binding; calmodulin binding; phosphorylase kinase activity. Lineage: Eukaryota; Metazoa; Chordata; Actinopteri; Syngnathiformes; Callionymidae. Gene Ontology annotation, cellular component: phosphorylase kinase complex. The record is from RefSeq and is a predicted model, not a curated record. Gene Ontology annotation, biological process: glycogen biosynthetic process; protein phosphorylation. The coding region runs from base 217 to 1389 and encodes 390 amino acids.